This is a messenger RNA of Drosophila obscura, 1961 nucleotides long. RefSeq names its product flotillin-2 (gene Flo2). The record is from RefSeq and is a predicted model, not a curated record. Lineage: Eukaryota; Metazoa; Arthropoda; Insecta; Diptera; Drosophilidae. Bases 570 to 1415 code for a protein of 281 amino acids. Gene Ontology annotation, cellular component: plasma membrane. The transcript has 4 exons. Gene Ontology annotation, biological process: protein localization to plasma membrane; regulation of myoblast differentiation.
GGUCGUGGGUUCUCUCCGGGUCUCCGAUUCCAAUCGCGUGUGAAUUAUAUAGUUACGAGUACACUUUUGUUUUGGGUAGUCGACCGGGGGUGACCUUGAUCACAUGGGAUGAGAACUGGCCUCCAAGCCAAGACGAUUUGAUCGCUCCUCUGCUGCGGCUCGAAAGGGGAUGCAAGUCCUUGGGAGCUGCAAUUGGAUUACACUUCUGUUCGAGCUCCAUGAGUGACGUCACUUGGGCUAUCAUUCUGAUAAGGCCAGCGAUAAGACUGCGCCAAAUGACGUCAAAACGCAGGCAGUACAAGAAAAAGCUUUGACCGAAAGAUAGAUACUCAGAUAGAUAACCAUAACUGUAGAUAAUUUCCGAGCCAAUAAGUAGCCCUGAGCCUCCGUGGCGCGACAGUUGGCUGGCGACAUGUCCGUCGUGUGGAUGGGCGUCUUCAAGGUGGCCAUGAUAGUGGGCGUCACCAGUUUGGUGGUCACCCGGAACGCUUACAGUCGAAGAGGUGUACAAAGACCGCGACCAGUUCGCGGCCUUGGUGCGCGAGGUGGCCGCACCUGAUGUGGGUCGCAUGGGCAUCGAGAUACUGUCCUUUACCAUCAAGGAUGUCUACGACGAUGUGCAGUAUUUGGCCUCCCUGGGCAAGGCCCAGACCGCUGUGGUCAAGCGGGACGCCGAUGCCGGAGUGGCGGAGGCCAAUCGAGAUGCCGGCAUCCGGGAAGCCGAGUGCGAGAAGAGCGCGAUGGAUGUGAAGUACUCGACGGACACCAAGAUCGAGGACAACACGCGCAUGUACAAGCUGCAGAAGGCCAAUUUCGACCAGGAGAUCAACACGGCCAAGGCCGAGUCGCAGCUGGCGUACGAGCUGCAGGCAGCCAAGAUCCGACAGAGGAUCCGUAACGAGGAGAUCCAGAUCGAGGUUGUCGAGCGACGCAAGCAGAUCGAGAUCGAGUCGCAGGAGGUCCAGCGCAAGGACAAAGAGCUCACCGGCACCGUGAAGCUACCAGCGGAGGCGGAGGCCUUCCGACUCCAGACCCUGGCCCAGGCCAAACAAUGCCAGACCAUUGAGGGCGCCCGUGCCGAGGCGGAGCGCAUCAGGAAGAUCGGCGCGGCCGAGGCACACGCCAUCGAGCUGGUGGGCAAGGCCGAGGCGGAGCGCAUGCGGAUGAAGGCUCAUGUCUACAAGCAGUACGGCGAUGCUGCCAUCAUGAAUAUUGUCCUCGAAUCGCUGCCCAAGAUUGCUGCUGAGGUGGCUGCUCCCUUGGCCAAGACUGAGGAGAUUGUCCUGAUCGGAGGCAACGACAAUGUGACCAACGAUGUGACCCGCCUGGUGGCCCAGCUGCCGCCCUCGAUCAAUGCCCUCACCGGAGUGGAUCUGUCCAAAGUGCUGGCCAAGAUACCCGGGGCCAAGGCGUGAGACCUAAUGGAAUGGGACAUCCAGCAAAUGGCAAUGACAACGUAACGCAUCGCAAAGGAAUUUUAACUGACAAGGAACGGAGGGAUAGAGAAAGAAAAAGAUGGAGCUAAAUAGACAGAGACAUAGAGAGAGAGAGAUGAUACGGAGGGGGAGCAGGCAUUUGUUAGAGCGAGACGCAGUGUGGCGAGCAGCAUCAGGAAAACGAGAGGCGAUGCCGAUCGCAGCAAUCGAAUCGAUAAACGCAAUCGAACAUAGCAAAAUGUACUCCGAUAUUAUAUAUAUAUUUAUAUAUUCAGAAUGCAUGCAUACGUACGUGUACAUAUGUAUGUUUAUGUACCCAUAUACUGUGUGCAUGUGCCUGUGUUCGUGUCUGUGUGUCUGUCUGUCUGUGUGUGUCUGUGUGUGUGCUUGAGUUAUGUAAAAAUCAAAAAGAAUGAAAGUUAAUCUCAGCUAAAGUUAUUCAAUUUGUACGCAGCAUUUUGUGGCCUUUUCUCCAGAUAACAGAAUCAAAUACAACAAAAAAGAAAUAUGAAAUUUGUAUAACUU